CCGGGCUGCGUAGAGGUGGGCUGUGAGAUCAACAUCGGGCAGCAGCUGUUUUUAAUAGCAUUUACUCUCUACCUGUCCUGGGGGGGUCUCUUUGGCUUAAUUGAGGUUUUAUUCUAAAGAUCCAAUUGGAGGUUAUUAUUACUCACGCGAACAGAAAGAUGAAUUACAUAUUUGGAGUUAUCGGAGGACAGUCAGCAGGCCCACAACCGACCGGAGCAGAAACAGUUCAAAAGCUAUGUGAUCGUGUGGCUUCAUCCACCCUGUUGGAGGAUCGAAGAGAUGCUGUCCGAGCCCUCAAGUCUCUGUCAAAGAAAUACCGUUUGGAGGUGGGCACAAAGGCAAUGGAACAUUUGCUUCAUAUUCUGCGGACUGACAGCUCGGAUACUGAAAUCCUGGGAUAUGCUUUGGACACAUUAUACAAUAUUGUUUGCAAUGAUGAAGAGGAGGAACCAGAGGAGAACCAUCAAAAGCAGGAGGAUGAUAUGGGAGUUCAGUUUACUGACAAGUUUAUCCAGGAACCAGAUAAUGUCACUCUUCUCCUUACACUGUUGGAGGAAUUUGACUUUCAUGUCCGAUGGCCAGGUGUUAAGCUUUUAACUGCACUUUUGAAAAACCAGUGUGCUCAGGCCCAAGGCAUCAUCCUGGUGAGCCCCAUGGGAGUGUCCAGGUUAAUGGAUCUACUUGCUGACUCCAGGGAAGUCAUCCGAAAUGAUGGUCUUCUGCUGCUUCAGCAACUAACCAAAGGCAAUGCUGCAAUUCAGAAAAUCGUGGCUUUUGAAAACGCUUUUGAGAGACUCCUUGAUAUUAUCACAGAGGAGGGUUCAAGUGAUGGAGGUAUUGUGGUGGAGGACUGUCUCUUAUUGUUGCUCAACCUCCUAAAGAACAAUAGCUCCAAUCAGAAUUUUUUCAAAGAAGGAUCUUAUAUCCAAAGGAUGAAACCGUGGUUUGAAGUGGGGGAUGACAACUCUGGCUGGUCAGCACAGAAAGUCACCAACCUCCAUCUAAUGCUUCAGCUGGUGCGGGUGAUGGUUUCUCCAGUAAACUCUCCAGGGGGCACAUCCAGCUGUCAGAAGGCCAUGUUCCAAUGCGGGCUCCUCCAACAGUUAUGCACCAUCCUCAUGGCCACAGGUGUUCCUGCUGAUAUCCUCACAGAGACCAUUAAUACCGUGUCAGAGGUCAUCCGUGGCUCUGAUGUCAACCAGGAUUACUUUGCAUCUGUUAAUGCUCCAUCCAAUCCACCAAGGCCUGCAAUCGUGGUUCUUCUCAUGUCUAUGGUGAACGAGAGACAGCCGUUUGUUCUACGCUGUGCUGUGCUUUACUGCUUCCAGUGCUUCCUCUACAAGAACCAUAAAGGCCAGGGGGAGAUAGUAUCCACACUACUGCCCUCCACUAUAGAUGCUAACUCUAUCUCAGCGGGACAGCUGUUAUGUGGAGGCUUAUUCUCAUCCGACUCUCUGUCAAACUGGUGUGCCGCUGUGGCUCUGGCUCACGCACUGCAAGAUAACCUCACCCAGAAAGAACAACUGCUCCGGGUACAGUUGGCCACCAGUCUGGGCAAGCCACCUGUUUCCCUUCUGCAACAAUGCACCAAUAUUCUAUCCCAGGGUAGUAGGGUACAGACAAAGGUGGGUCUUCUCAUGCUACUCUGCACCUGGAUCUGUAACUGUCCCAUUGCUGUCAUGCAUUUCCUGCACAAUCAAGACAAUGUUCCCUUCCUAACAGGUCAGAUCUCUGAAAACCUGGGUGAAGAUGAGCGACUGGUUCAGGGUCUGUGUGCCUUGCUGUUGGGGAUUUGUAUCUACUAUAAUGACAACAGCUUAGAGAAUUACACAAAAGAAAAGCUGAAACAGUUGAUUGAGAAGCGCAUAGGGAAGGAAAACUUUGUGGAGAAGCUGGGCUUCGUAACCAAACAUGAACUGUAUUCCCGUGCUGCUCAGAAACCUCAACCAGCCUUUUCCGCCCCAGAGCACAUGCUGUUUGAUCAUGAGUUCACCAAACUUGUCAAAGAGUUAGAAGGCGUGAUCACAAAAGCUGUGCUUAAGUCAAGCGAGGAAGAGAAAAAAGAAGAAGAGGUGAAAAAAACAAUAGAACAGCAUGACAGCAUUGUUACGCAGUACAAAGAGCUGAUCAGAGAACAGGACUCUCAGUUAAAAGAGAUGAAGGAGCAAAUGGCAUCACUAAUGUUACAGAAUGAAACGCUCCAGAACACCACAACACAACAGCUCUCUCAGAUCCAGCAGCACAAGGACCAGUACAACAUCCUUAAACUCAAACUAGGUAAAGAUAAUCAGCAGACAGGUAGUCAGGUAGAUGGAGCCCAUGUGAACGGCCUGCAGCUAGAAGAGUUGAGCCAACUCCGAGAACAACUGGAGGAUCUACAUAGAGAAAACCAAUCACUGCAGACACAACUCACUGAAAAGGACAAUGUAAUUACAAGCCUGGUACGUAAAGCUGAGGGGGUACCAUCAGCAGAGGGAUCAACUUCAGAAAACACAGAAAUAUUGAGGCAGGUGGAGAAGCUGAAAGCUCAGCUGCAGAGCCAGACAGCAGAGAUCACACAGCUUCAGACUGAAAGGCAGGAGCUUAUUGGAAGAUAUGAGACCAGGGCUACAGUCCCAGUCACUGGAGAAGAUAGUGGUUACUCAGAGAAGAUUGCAGAGUUAGAAAGCAGACUGUCCACUCAGAACACUGAAACACAAAAGCUCAAGGAGGAAGUUAAAGCGCUUCUGGAAAGCAAAGAAUCAAUGGAGAAAGAGCUUGCUUCAUCCACAAGCACAGUGGCCAUCUUGCAGGCGGAGAAGAACAAAUUGCAGAAGGAGGUGCAGGACUCUAAAAAGGAGCAGGAUGAGCUUCUCAUGCUACUUGCUGACCAGGAUCAGAAGAUUCUGUCCUUGAAACAGAAACUCGAGGAAUUGGGAGAGACGAUUGAAGAUGAGGAUGAUCUGGAUACAAAAGACCAGUUUGAUGAAGAUGAUGAUGAUGAUGAGGAGGAGGAGGAUGAGGAGGAUGAUGAUGAAUAAAAAGUAUUGACUUAUUAGUGGAAGUGAAAGACUGCUAACAUUAACUUCUCUCUUACAUGCCUAGCAAAAGAGCUUGAAGGCUAUGGACAUUUCAUCUGAUCUUCUGAUUAACUGUUUUAUUUUUCAAGGCUACCUUUUUAAUUUAAAGAAUUUGCUUGCCAGUAGGAAAGCAAUCCAGGGAUUUCAUUUUCCCACCUAAAUGAACUGGACCCAUUUUUUGAUCCAUUCAAUUUUAAAGAAACAACAAAUUGCAUCUAAACUAAUAUCUAGGAUAAUAAACACAGAGGAAUGCUUCAAAACUCGAAUCAAAACUCCAGUGAGUAUAUCCCAACCGCACACAGAUGUAGGAGAUGACUGGAUUGCUCUUUACACUAAUAAUUAAGAAGAGAAAAUAAAAUAUGUGCUCCUCUUUUGUAUAACAUAGUGCAAAAAAAGGUUCAGUCUGUUUUUCUGAAAUGCUUGAGAAGUUGAGUUAGUGAUGAGCGACUUCAUUGACGUAUGUGUUCUGCACAAUUGCCUUCUCUGCUCAGGUGCAAAGUGAUAAACAUGUAUAUCAAGUUUUGGCCAAUUUAAUUUCGGUUUCACAUUAGAUUGCUGGCCAUUAAAUAGCGCAUUCCAGUUAGAGGACACCAUAAGAACAUGUUUUUUUUUGUCCCUUGAUGUCAACUGAUUUUUGUAUUUUUUUCAGCUUAUUAACAAAUAAUCAACACUCUCUUUAAAUUUGUUGCAUUGUUUUCACACUAGCUACAUGUUUCCCAUGCGUUCUGAUUGGACAACACUGUUGAAGACCCUCCAAUAUUUCAGGUUCCUUUAAGACUGGAGAGCUUUUGCUAGAUUUGGUUUAAUUUAUGGAUAAACAAGCCACAUAAAAAUAAACUCUAAAAUGCU
This is a messenger RNA of Triplophysa dalaica, 3908 nucleotides long. RefSeq names its product USO1 vesicle transport factor (gene uso1). The transcript is spliced from 24 exons. Gene Ontology annotation, molecular function: protein binding. Lineage: Eukaryota; Metazoa; Chordata; Actinopteri; Cypriniformes; Nemacheilidae. Gene Ontology annotation, biological process: endoplasmic reticulum to Golgi vesicle-mediated transport; vesicle fusion with Golgi apparatus; intracellular protein transport. The coding region runs from base 159 to 3020 and encodes 953 amino acids. The record is from RefSeq and is a predicted model, not a curated record. Gene Ontology annotation, cellular component: ER to Golgi transport vesicle membrane; cytoplasm; Golgi membrane.